GGGAAAGCGUGGUUAUUGGAACUAACUCAACGGUCGCCCACACAUUUAUUUAGUUGCAUGGAUGCCUGCAUCUUCAACCCGCCCCCUCACGGCGGCCCCUAAUCAUUGUUCCUUCCUUGAUCAAAUAUUGUUUUGCUCAGAAAGAACCACAAUUAAUCAUUACUAUUAUAAUCAAAUGGCUUCUUGAUUGUCGAUGGCCUCUUUCCAAGUCGAGAUCGUCCCCUCCUCUCCCUUCUUCCAGAACAAUCUCAACAACUUGGAUCUGGGCGAUCUGUGGGUUCACCAACCGCAAUGGCAAACCGCCACCGAUGCUCAAUGCGGCAGCAGCAAGGACAAAUGGGCUCGGGCGAGGGAGAUUGUAUUUCCCGCCAACGCCACUCCUCCCAAGGCCCCCCAUAAUCCGAAUGCUGGCGGCGUGUCUUCCCUGGUCCAGAAAUGGAGAGGCUUCGAGGCAGGGUCGGGGGCGGGCAAGCGCGUGGCGCCCCCUCCCCCUCCCCUCCCCCCCGCCCCCCUCCCCAUGGACGACGACUCUAUCGGUGACUGGGAGUCCGACAGAACUGUGUUGAGCGGUCGGUCUUCCAUUCGCGGGAGGGAUUCUGACGCCACCGAGAGCGAGAGGCUCAGAGUGGUCGACAUUAUCAGAAAACUGACGCCCAACGAAGCUGGCUCCGUCUCCCCUCCUCGCAUUAGGACGUCCUUGGAUCAAGCGUACGUCUCCCCGUCGCCGCGCAUCAGGGGCCGCCAGGCCUACCUUGAUCUGCUCGCACAGAGGAACCGAGAUAGGCGUAAGGAGAUUCAUGCGUUGCAUGCCCGUAAAUCCGUUUCUAAAUUCUCUCAUCGAGGCCGCAUUCAGGCUGUGCUUAAGCUUAAGUUGCUGCGUCGUGGCAUGGAACCCAAUACCAUUCCCUUUCCCUCGCCAAAACCUAUCAAUUUCAGGCCACGAGUCAAUCAAAAAGCCCAAAACAGUAGUACGGUGCAUUUUGAGAAAGAGCCAAAAGAUAUUACUCCAAACUCAAACUCAGCGGAUCAAGUAAGAAAACAGGACAACAGAUGCAGUAAUGCCAAGAGUUGUCUCAGGGCACAGGAAGAUGAAGAAACAUUUAUCAGGCAAGAAACAAGCCAUAAGUCAGCUGAAACCGAGCCACCCAAAUCCAAUGAAAACAAGGUAGAUGGGGAGUCUGGCAAUCAAGGAGGGUCGUCCAUCCAGCUGCAAAUGGUAGAAACUGAAGCAUACUGGGUGGCUGAUUUUGCACAUCCUGAAGAUGGAUGGGAAGAUUUGCAGUCUGAUUACCAAUCGAAAGAAGCAAACAACAGAGACUGGAUUGAAGAAGUAUCACGCCCACGUAGCGACUGGGAAUAUCUCAGGCAGGAAAGGUACCAGGAGAUGCUUGAUCCCUUCUCCGAAAAUGAAGAGAUUCGUCUACUCCUAUGCAGAAAAAGCGUGUCAAGUUUUCUGUCCAGUAGUAUGAGGGAAAAAAUUGAUCAACUUAUGAUAACUCGUAGUCAAGGACAACAAACGGAAGGCAAAAAUCACCAAGUAAUGAAGAAAGGAGAAGAGGGAGAUUAUUUUUAUGAAUAUGAAGAAGCUGCGAGCUCAAUGGGACAACAGUUUACUGAAUGUGAUCAGCAUGAAUAUGUAGAUGCUACGACAUCUCAUCAGAAUGAGAAACAGAAGCAGAAUCAAGGUGAAGAACCAAGUGAAUGCUCGUAUCAAGCAGCCUCUCCUUCCACGCAACAAUCUUCCACCAAUUACUGCUCUCAGGAUAUGACCGGUCGUAACUCCUCGUAUAGUACCCAUCCUACAUUCGAAAUGGAAAUCAUAUAUGACUUGAGAAGGCAUAUGGAGCAACUGCAUCAGGAGAUAUCCGAACUCAGAAAAUCAAUGAAAUGCUGCACGGAUAUGCAGAUCAAAAUGCACCGCUCCAUCAAGAAGGAAGUUGCGGCCGCUCUCGCUCAUCCCGAUGCAAAGAAUGGACGGCGGCAUCCGGUGAAAAGGGGCACGAAUGGAAGAAGUAGAUGCUGCGUGUGCAGCAAAGUGCAAGUCGACUGUGUUCUCUACAAGUGCGGCCACAUGUGUACCUGCUUCGACUGCGCCAACGAGCUGCACAGAUGCCCAAUAUGUAGUGCUCAAAUACUGGACGUGGUCCGCACACACUCCAAUUUUUGAUUGCUUCAGCUCGCUCCAUAUCGCUCUUGCUCUUGUCUAAUACAUCCUCCUUUCUCUCAUCAUCAUCGUCAUAUUUCAUCAACAUCCAAUUCCUUGUAAUCUUGCCUAGUUCACCUCCACCAAUUUGCUUUAAUUAUUUUGGUGCUGGAUUUUAGUAUGUAGAAACUAAUUAACAAUAUUCUGUACAUAAGCAUAUAUUUAUAUAUAUUAUAUAUAAAUGGUGGAUUGGUGGUAGGAUGAAUUAAUGUAACUCUUCUUGUCUUCA
Molecule: messenger RNA, 2432 nt
Organism: Salvia miltiorrhiza (redroot sage)
Lineage: Eukaryota; Viridiplantae; Streptophyta; Magnoliopsida; Lamiales; Lamiaceae
Exons: 6
Coding region: 194-2167 (657 amino acids)
Source: RefSeq, a predicted model, not a curated record